Messenger RNA from Cydia strobilella, 901 nucleotides. RefSeq names its product protein RER1. Lineage: Eukaryota; Metazoa; Arthropoda; Insecta; Lepidoptera; Tortricidae. Bases 197 to 784 code for a protein of 195 amino acids. Gene Ontology annotation, cellular component: Golgi membrane. Gene Ontology annotation, biological process: protein retention in ER lumen; retrograde vesicle-mediated transport, Golgi to endoplasmic reticulum. The transcript has 5 exons. The record is from RefSeq and is a predicted model, not a curated record.
UCGGAUUUCGUUCUUACGAUAAUUAUUGAAAUUAUUCGACUAGGAUAUACAUUUUAAUAUGUAUUGAUAAAAGUAAUUAGUUCAGUGUAAAUGUUCUUUAAUUAGAUUUCUAGUACAACAAUUGUAACCUUUUUGUAAUGUGUUUAAACUAGUCUAACAAGAAUCUUAGAUCCUUCUGCCAAGUGAAUUUGUCGAUAUGAUGGAUGGAAAUGAUUUAACGUCUGAAGCACCGCGGAAGGGCAUAAUUUCACAAGGAUGGACGCGUAUAUCCCAGAUAUACCAGGGAACACUAGAUAGAUGGACCCCAUACACAAGAGGCAGAUGGAUUGGAACUAUCCUUCUACUUGCAGUAUUUAUGCUUCGAAUAUUUGUUAAGCAAGGUUGGUACAUAGUAACUUAUGCACUUGGUAUCUACCAUUUAAAUUUAUUCAUUGCAUUCCUUACACCGAAGAUUGAUCCAGCUAUGGAUUUUGAUAGUGAUUAUGAUAAUGGGCCAGCACUUCCAACGCGAUCUAGCGAGGAGUUCAGACCAUUCAUCAGGAGAUUGCCUGAAUUCAAAUUCUGGCUGUCGGUCACAAAGAGUACAAUAAUUGGCUUCUGUUGCACUUUCAUUGAUGCUUUCAAUGUUCCAGUAUUCUGGCCUAUUUUAGUUAUGUAUUUUAUUACCCUAUUUUGUAUUACUAUGAAGAGGCAAAUUAAGCAUAUGAUCAAGUACCGGUAUUUACCUUUUACCCACAGCAAGCCAAAGUACAAAACUAUUGACCCAACAGUUUCUGUAAACUGACGACAAUAUUUCAUGUAAGCAAAUAUCUAUAUGGAUAAUAACUGGGAAGAUAGACAAAUUUAAUUAAAAACCAUUGUAUUCAAUUAUUUCAAAAAAUACAGUUUUUAUUAUAAUGUU